This is a messenger RNA of Phycodurus eques (leafy seadragon), 3311 nucleotides long. RefSeq names its product lin-54 DREAM MuvB core complex component (gene lin54). Bases 308 to 2572 code for a protein of 754 amino acids. NCBI's taxonomy places the organism in Eukaryota, Metazoa, Chordata, Actinopteri, Syngnathiformes, Syngnathidae. The transcript is spliced from 16 exons. Gene Ontology annotation, biological process: regulation of DNA-templated transcription. The record is from RefSeq and is a predicted model, not a curated record. Gene Ontology annotation, cellular component: nucleus.
CCGACCUGUGAAAUGUCAGGGAAGAAUGGCGCUCGGCGCGGUAUUUUGAACAAUCGUCUUUUGCUCGCCUCGUUUCGCCCGCAAACGCUGGCCCGCGUCAGAUAACUCAGGUGGCAAACGCUCGGAUGACAUCACUAGUAAACAUACCCUGACUUGUCAUUUGACCAAGGUGGAGCGAUUGAGAAAACAGGUGCCCUCAGGUUGCCAAUACGCGCACCCCAGAAGGAGCAGCACAUUGUCCAUUGAAUUGAUGCAAACAUCUGUGGCACUGUACACAUGUGUACCGGGGUGCUGAGUCAUCGCCAACAUGGACGUGGUGUCGCCUGAGCUCAACAGCCUCCUUCCUGACGAAAUCAUGGACAUGGAGGCCAUUGAGGAGGUGGCUCAGUCCAGCCAAGACGCAUCUGCCGCCAUGGAAACGGACACGGUCCCGGAGAGUGUCGGCCCGUCGACUGAACGUGCGCUCCAUGGCGUCGCCGUCUCCGCUUCCGGUUUGUCCUCCCCGCUGGUGACCCUGAGACCGACGCUGGCCACCUCCACGGCCACCACCAAGACCACGGACAGCGUCACGGGGACGACGGUCACCACGAGCGCCUUGCAGAAGCUCACGGUGCCGCUCAGCAUCUCCGCCACCAACCAUCAGAUCAUCCUCAGCAAGGUGGCUUCGGAGGCGGCGCGUUCGACGAUGGGCCAAAAGCUUCUGGUGACCACCAUUGGGAAAACAGGGCAGCCCAUCGUGCUGCAGCUGCCCCACGCCGCCACCAAGGCGGGGGGCGCGGGCGACACAAAGUCCAUCAAGGUGGUGACCAUCGGUGGGAGGUCGGAUUUGAAGCCGGCGGUUGGGAGUGUAGCCGGUCAGGUGGCUGCCUUGCAAGGGCAGCAGCUCAAGACUGUGCAGAUCGCCAAGAAAACACCGGCGUCCUCGGCUCCGCCCAUCAAGUUCAUCAUCACCAAAGCGGUGAACAGCAAAGCGCUGAGUCCUCAAACAACGGGCGCUCCCAUCAUUGCGGGACGGGUCCUGGCGCAGAAUUCGCCAACAAUGCCUCAGAGGACCAUCACGCUCACAGAGUCCCCGCACAACACCGCUGCCAGCAUCCAAAGCAUCGCCGGCAAAAAGAUUGCCAUCUCCCCCCUCAAGACUCCCAGCAAGGUGACUGUGGUGUCUGUGGCGUCGCCGACCUCCGGGGCCGCUCAGAAGUCCAUGACGCUGCCGGUCAGCGUGGCGCUGGGCCAGCAAAUCCUCUCUGUUCAACAGUCUACGUCGUUGUCACCUGUCAAGGUAGCCACCAGUCAGGCAGCACAGAAUAUUAAACCGGUCUCGUCAGUGGCGGUGGGGGGCUCCCAGUUCAAGAACAUUAUCCCGCUGGGGGCCCAGCCUAACAUGCAGCAGAUCCAGGUGCCGGGAAGCCGCUUCCACUACGUUCGCUUGGUCACCGCCACCACGGCAAGCGGCGGCGUGCAGCCCACCGCUCCCAGCACCAGCGCCAUGCAGACAGCUAAACCUAUGGUGGUCAGCACGGGGACGGUGGGGAUGUCGGUCCCAAUUGUGGCGGCUCAGACGGUCAAGCAGGUGGUGCCCAAGCCGCUGACGUCGGGAGCCCAGGUGGUCACCGGCACGUCGAGCCAGCAGCGCCUGAUCAUGCCCGCCACGGCGCUGCCGCAGAUUCAGCCCAACUUCGCCAACCUGCCGCCGGGCACCGUCCUGACGCCGGCACCGGGCGGCGGCAACGUGGGCUACGCCGUGUUGCCGGCGCAGUACGUCACGCAGCUGCAGCAGGCGCCCAUCGUGACCCUCGCCAACAACUCCACUUUUCCCACCGCCACCGUCCAGACUCAAGCCCGACUCCCACUUAAUGGCAUGUCGGCGGAGGCGACGUCGCGGCCGAGGAAACCCUGCAACUGCACCAAGUCUCAGUGUCUCAAGCUAUAUUGCGACUGCUUUGCAAACGGCGAGUUCUGCAACAACUGCAACUGCAACAACUGCUUCAACAACCUGGAGCACGAGGCCGAGCGCUCCAAAGCCAUCAAGACGUGUUUGGACCGCAACCCGGAGGCUUUCAAGCCCAAGAUCGGCAAGGGGAAAGAGGGCGAGUCGGACCGGCGCCACAGUAAAGGCUGCAACUGCAAACGGUCGGGUUGCCUGAAGAACUACUGCGAGUGCUACGAGGCCAAGAUCAUGUGCUCGUCCAUCUGCAAGUGCGUCGGCUGCAAGAACUUCGAGGAGAGCCCGGAGAGGAAGACCCUCAUGCACCUGGCCGACGCGGCCGAGGUCAGGGUCCAACAGCAGACGGCAGCCAAGACCAAGCUAUCCUCACAGAUUUCGGACCUGCUCAUGAGGACCGCGCCCGUCAUCUCCAGCGGUGGCGGCAGGCUCCCAUACACGUUUGUGACAAAGGAGGUGCUGCAGGCGACGUGCCAGUGCCUCCUGGAGCAGGCCAAGUGGGCGGAGGAGACGCAGCAGACUCAGGCAGAGGCCGAGCGCCUGAUCCUGGAGGAGUUUGGACACUGUCUCAUGAGGAUCAUCAACUCGGCGGGCAAAGCCAAAGCGGACUGCGCCGCCAUCAACAGCUAGGUCCAGAACAAUGGCCGGCUUGGAACGGACACACGUGGAACACCAUAGACGCUCAUCUCUGCGCAAAGGAAGCGCUGCACUUCCAGCUUUUAUUCCCCCCUUUUAUACUCUUUUGCUUCCCUCUUUCCUAUCUGAUGUUUUAUUCCUGAAACAUGGUGUCAAAUGGUAUAUUUGUGCUCCCAUUAGACAAAACGCAACACGUUUUUGAUAUUUAUUUUUGGCAAGUAUUUGUAAUUAGCGCUAAUCUUCUGUUGGUUUCAGUGUUGAUUAUUAUUAUUAUUGUUCUAAUUAUUAAUAUUAACCGAGGAUUGGCUACAUUAAUUCCCAAUCCGUGCACGUACGGCAUGACUCAAAAAGUUACAAUACUGGGCAAACAUCUGCAAUUGUCCUCGUGAUAAAGGAAAAGGACAUUGUAUUUGGUGAGGAAAAAAAAUACACAGUGGAAGUACAGAAGCACAAAAAAUCAAAACAUCAAAAAUUGGUAAAAAUUAUGAAUCACUGACAGUGUAGUGUGCCUUUUUAUAUGGUGGUGGAACACGGCAUAACAGUUUUUAAUACCUUCAAAACCACCCAAAUUAAUUUGUGAUUCAUGCUUUUAUUCAUGUCACUCAAAAUCAUUGUCAUCAAGAACAUCUCGGCAGUACAGAAAUCUUGUGGGAAAUUGUGUACAAUUAGCUACAUUGUACAAAAAUAAAAAACAAAAAAGCUAUUUAGCUUUGUAUUUAAAUCAAACGCAUAA